UAAUGGGUAGAAGUUGGGGUGAAGUUUCUUGCUUUUAUAGAUUUGAUUUUAAAAGCUGUAUGGCAGAUACCUAAUUUGGUUAUACUCCACAUUUGGUUAAUAAUAACCUAUGGUGAAAAUCUAGUUCAGUGACACCUGUUAUGGUCUUGUUCUAACAGCUGCUGCUACAAAUAUCAAAAAUGGUAAGAUGGUGCCACCAAGUGUCUGUUCAGAUAAGCCAGCUGAAAUUCUAACUUUAAACAAAUCUCUAAGAAAUUGCAUACCUGCUUUCCUGGAGCUGCUUAUAUGUGUUUAUUUGUCAUUGGCUGGCAAUUAUAUUACUAACCCAAGUAAUUAGUUCUAAAAUAUUUAACCUGCUACUGCAAAAUUUUUACUGGCCCCACAAUAAAAAAAAAAAAGCAUAAUGUAAAAGAAAAUGGGCCUAUGAAAUAAGACUAGUUAUUUUUUAUUGUUUUUGAUUGAUGUAACCUUAAUAAGGUUAUGACACUAAAAGCUAGAUUAACUCCCUUAAAUUUUAAAUAUUGUUAGACAUGUAAAGAUAAUUAAUACAACAGGAACAAAUAAUCAAAUUACAAGUAAUAGCACAAAUAAAUACAACAGAAUAAACAAAUGAAUUAAAUGGUGCUUUUCAGGUUUUUAUGUAGGCUUAAACAGGAGAUUUUCAGGUACAGACAUUGUAGUCUAAUGUAUAACUAUAUAACUAGAUUAAAUCAGUCAAGAGUAGUUACAGAUGCAUAAAUAAAGUUUUGAAAUGUUGAAAAUAUAAAACAUUAAAUAAUGUUAUUUGAAAUUAUUUAAAAAAUGAAAAGACACUUUAAAUGUGAAAUUAAACCCGCCAGUAGGUGGCAGCGAAUCCCUGUUAAUGAGCGAGUCAUUGAGAUUCAACCGAUUCAUUCAAAUGGUUGAUUCAUUCAGAAAGUGUUGCUCAGAGACGAAAAACAAUGCGGUGGACUUUGUUUGGAACUAUUUUCGUUGGCGAAAUAGAGCGAAACAGGCGAUUUGGUGUCUAAAAUGUAAGUCAAUUAAUAUAAACUGCUUGUUUAUUAAACUGUAGCUACGUUGUAUAAAAUAAGUAUCAUAUUUGUAAUCAUGCUGAUAUUUGGAGAAAAAUGGCGCUCUUCAUGUAAUAUUAUAAUAAAUAUAUUAUCGUGUAAUAUAAUAUAUUAACUAUAUUAAAUUAUAUACAUAUAAAAUACAUACACUCUAAAUAUGGCACCUACUACGUCACGUAGUGUAUGCCUGCAUGGCGUGCACUCAAUGUGUGUGGUUUUUUUGUUUUGUUUUUUUUGUAAAGUGGGGAACAUACUCGAUUAUGUCAGAUUGUUAAAUCAACAAUUACGAUAUCAUAGACUAUAUAUAACGCACACCCCUACAACAGUGGCCCGAUCGGGCAAGUGAUAGUUCUGUCAACUCUCCCGAGCAUCGUUCACACUGGCCCCGGGCCAUCGGGCAGUCCUUAUUGUCGAGCCCAGUAGUGUUUUUGUAAAUAUAUUUUGAGUAGAGUAAAAUGUUCGCAAACCAGCUUGAAGCAAUUAGUUUUUUUUAUUGUCUUAUUCGAGACAUUUGAUUUGUACACUAUAAAUCGUUAAAAUCUAUUAUUCCAAAUUGUUAUUUCACAUAUGGAUAUCGCAAUAGGCCUAUAUAGAAUUAUUUCUAAAAAUAAAACCUUAUUUAUAUAUAGUAACGACUGGAAAGGUCAUGGAAAUUAUUAGGCGCGUCAAAACACACAGCAUCCUUGUACAUAAGACUACGAGAGCUAAUGAAAAAUCAUCACUUUACAAAAAGGUUAAAUUCCAUAACAUUACUUAAUAAAAUUAUUUUCCAUAUUAUGCAUUUAUUCACUGCAUUUAUUAAUCUAGGUUAAUUUAUUAUUCAUUAAUCAUUUAUAAUUAAUUUAUAUUCCUUAUUCAUGAUAGGCCUAAUAGCAUAAUGUUAAUUUGUACAACUUAAAAUGUUGAAAUGUAAUGGUAUAAAUUGAAUGAACACAAUGAAUAUAUACCUAGAUGAAUAUGCUGUAAAAGUAUAUAAUCCUUAUAAUUUAUACCUGUAACAAAUAAUGUUGACGACAGUUGCCACCAUUAAAACUAUUAUGGAUAUCCGCUGAGUAAGUUAGUUGUAGUCAUAAAGCUCCUUUGAGACGUCCUUAAAAACAGCGUAACCCCUUAUUUACUGCUCGUAUCAGUUAAAUCAAUGAUAGGAAUGUUGACAAAAUAAAGAAAAAUUUCCGGAACACAAGGAAGAGAAUAGAAAUCAAAAGUUUUUGACGAAAUAUUUAGGGGGAAGAACUGGUUGCACCGCCGUAAGCGCAGAGCAGUUGACAGCUGCUUCGAGCCUGUCAAUGACACAAGAACAUGGCUCAGACGUGGGGUAGCUUUUUCUUCUCUCUACUCGAUUACAAGACUGAGAAAUUUGUCAUCGCUAAAAACAAAAAGGUCGGAGUUCUGUUCAGACUCUUUCAGCUGGGAGUGAUUGGAUAUCUGAUCGGCUGGGUUUUUAUUUGGAAGAAAGGAUAUCAGGAGACUGAGGAAGCCAUCCAGAGUUCUGUGAUCACCAAACUCAAGGGUAUAGAUUUCACCAACAGCUCUCAGUUUGGUCUGCAGCUAUGGGGUGCAGAGGACUAUGUCAUCCCUCCACAAGGGGACAGGGUCUUCUUUAUUGUGACAAAUUACCUAGUGACACCAAACCAAAGACUGGGUUUCUGCCCUGAGAGUCCUAAAGUGCCAGAUGGUUUUUGUACUAAUGACAAUGAAUGUGUGAAAGGGGAAACUGUUAUAGCAGGCCAUGGAGUGAAGACAGGCCUCUGUCUAAACGACACAGGAACCUGUGAGAUUCAUGGCUGGUGCCCUGUUGAGCAUGGCCAUACACCAUCGGAGCCCAUGCUGGCAAAGGCAGAAAACUUCACAGUCUAUGUAAAGAACUUCAUCAAGUUUCCAAAAUUUGCCUUCUCCAAAUCCAACGUCCUGCCUACCACCAACAGCACAUAUCUCAAAACAUGCAGAUAUGACAAAGAACAUCAUCCCUAUUGUCCCAUCUUUCUUGUGGGAGAUGUGAUUAACCGCACUGGAUACAAUUUCCAGGACAUGGCAACGAAGGGUGGUUCAAUUGCAGUAGGAAUCGAGUGGAAUUGUGAUUUGGAUAAAGAUGAAUCUCAGUGUAACCCUGAAUAUAGUUUCACACGCUUGGAUUCCUCUGAAAAUCCACAGCGCUCUGUCACCUCUGGUUACAACUUCAGAUUUGCUCGAUACUACAAUGAUGCAGCAGGUCAAACCUAUCGGAAUCUAUUUAAAGUGUAUGGCAUUCGCUUUGAUAUAUUAGUGAGUGGAAAGGCUGGUAAAUUCAGUAUCAUUCCUACAGUGAUCAAUAUUGGUUCUGGACUUGCUUUAAUGGGUGCUGGGGUUUUUGCCUGUGACAUGAUUCUGCUCUAUAUGAUGAGCAAAAGCUCCUUCUACAGAGAGACAAAAUUUGAGGCAAUCACAAAGAAACAACCUAAGCACAGAGAGAGAAAGCAUGCAAGACACCACAGUCAUCAUCACCAAGAUGGGCGACACAAGAGGGAGGAGAAACAGGCAAUAGAGAUGCAGCCAUUGACAUCAGUGUCAUCUCAGCCCAAUAACAACCCAGAGAAACAGAUCCAGCCCACAGGCUCAGCGCUCAAAACCCACAGUCCUGAGAGAAAGCCACAGGGUACAGUGACAUUCAGGACUCAGCAUGCUAUGGAAAAACAGACCAUUUCUCCUGUUUCAACCUUGAGAACACCACGCAACCAGUAGAGGAUUUUUCUGACACUGAAUCCCAUUGGAUUUACUGUGGAUGUAUGAAGGGAGUUGUUAUAGCGGGUCUAUGCUCAGUCAUACCAAAGAGGAAUAGUGCCAGUGUUGUUUAUGCUCUCCUACACUCUUAAGAAAUGUUUCUCAAAAGUACCAAAUUUGGGUUCUUCAGACAGAACAGAGCUGGUCGUUUUGUUAAACUACAAAGAGAAAAAGCCAUGAUUGGUAGGAAACCAGUUCCAAAUUGAGAGUUAAAAUUUAUAGACAUUUUAAGAAAGAAAUCAUGCGUAAUUGAAUGGCUGAGCUUCAGAAAACCAGUAAGAUGGCUUCGACAGUUACAGAUUUGAAAAACAAAAAGGCGUGAAUAAAGAACCCUAAACUCUAACACAAAGAACCAUUUCAGCAAAUAAGGGGAUCUUCAGGACAAUACGGUUCUAAACAGAACUGUUACUACGUGUAAAGAACCUUCAAAGAUCCAUCUUUUUUUAGAGUUUAGUGUUUAAAUGCCAAUGGAUGUUUUUGUUACAAAGGAUUUAUAAUAAGCUAAAAUAUUUAUUGUAAAUCUGACCUGACACCAAAAAACUGUCAAACCAACAUUGAAUAAAUGUUGAACUAUU
Ctenopharyngodon idella (grass carp) is the source of this 4384-nucleotide messenger RNA. It is a transcript of the gene p2rx5, whose product is annotated as purinergic receptor P2X, ligand-gated ion channel, 5. Gene Ontology annotation, biological process: response to ATP; monoatomic cation transmembrane transport. The record is from RefSeq and is a predicted model, not a curated record. The coding region runs from base 2352 to 3770 and encodes 472 amino acids. The transcript is spliced from 12 exons. Gene Ontology annotation, molecular function: purinergic nucleotide receptor activity; extracellularly ATP-gated monoatomic cation channel activity. Gene Ontology annotation, cellular component: nuclear inner membrane; plasma membrane. Lineage: Eukaryota; Metazoa; Chordata; Actinopteri; Cypriniformes; Xenocyprididae.